AUGGCCAAGGACAAGUCCGCGACAAGCGAAGAUAACUAUGAAGCCAGACUUCCUGCAGUUCUGCCUUUCGCUCUACCGCUAGCUUCUAAGAAACUAAACAAGAAGGUACUCAAAACCGUCAAGAAGGCUUCCAAAGCCAAGAACGUGAAAAGAGGUGUUAAGGAAGUUGUCAAAGCACUCAGAAAAGGUGAAAAGGGUUUGGUAGUAAUUGCCGGUGACAUCUCGCCUCCAGACGUCAUUUCUCACAUCCCCGUGCUAUGUGAAGACCAAUCAGUGCCUUAUGUUUUUGUGCCUUCCAAACAGGACCUUGGGUCUGCCGGUGCUACCAAGAGACCAACUUCUGUUGUCUUCGUGGUGCCAGGAAGCAGCAAGAAGAAGGACGGCAAGGCCAAGGAAGAGGAGUACAAAGAAGCGUUCGAUGACGUCGUCAAGGAGGUCAAGUCUUUGUGA
Messenger RNA from Lachancea nothofagi CBS 11611, 450 nucleotides. NCBI's taxonomy places the organism in Eukaryota, Fungi, Ascomycota, Saccharomycetes, Saccharomycetales, Saccharomycetaceae. The record is from the annotation of a GenBank genome assembly.